Messenger RNA from Lactuca virosa, 618 nucleotides. NCBI's taxonomy places the organism in Eukaryota, Viridiplantae, Streptophyta, Magnoliopsida, Asterales, Asteraceae. The record is from the annotation of a GenBank genome assembly.
AUGGCAUCACAGAUUCAAAUUUUCUUGCUAUUUUUAGUUUCAUGCACCACUCUGCAGAUAUCAAUGGCUGGAGAUCCAGACAUUCUGACUGACUUCAUUACACCACCAAACGUAGGACUCCCACUGGACGGAAACUUCUUUACAUUCACUGGGAUGAGAGCACUAGUGGGUGCACCAUUUCCAACAGCUUUUAAGGUUCUGAAAGCAACCAUGGCUGAAUUUCCAGCUCUUAAUGGUCAAAGCGUUUCUUAUGCCGUACUCCAGUUCCCUAAUGGCACAGUCAACCCACCACACACCCAUCCACGAGCUUCAGAGCUGUUGUUUGUUCUCAUGGGUUCUUUAGAAGUUGGGUUUGUCGACACUACUAAUAAGCUGUUUACUCAGACUCUACAACAAGGUGACAUCUUUGUGUUCCCGAAGGGACUUGUCCACUUCCAGUUUAACAGUGAUUCUAAGAAUCCAGCUUUAGCACUCUCUGCAUUUGGUAGUGCAAGCGCAGGGACUGUAUCUGUUCCAAAUUCAGUUUUCAACUCGACCAUCGAUGAUCAGAUAUUGGCCAUGUCAUUCAAGACCGACGUUGCUACCAUUCAAAAGAUAAAAUCUGGGUUUUCAGGCUAA